Molecule: messenger RNA, 2641 nt
Organism: Chanos chanos (milkfish)
Lineage: Eukaryota; Metazoa; Chordata; Actinopteri; Gonorynchiformes; Chanidae
Gene: ugp2b
Product: UDP-glucose pyrophosphorylase 2b
Exons: 10
Coding region: 340-1878 (512 amino acids)
Biological process (GO): UDP-alpha-D-glucose metabolic process
Molecular function (GO): UTP:glucose-1-phosphate uridylyltransferase activity
Source: RefSeq, a predicted model, not a curated record
UUCAUUAACAGUUGUUCUCAGUGACCAAGUAUAUGCGAUUAAAGGUCGGUUCGUUACUCAACCUUCGCACUCAAUACGAUGGUGGGAGGAUAUAUGUUAAGAGGUCUUGCAAGUUGUACUUCUCUCACAAUUAAAGCUGAGCAUGAAUUGAUCGGACGAAUGUAUUGACUGGUUUACAUUAUGAGUUUCAACCAUGGCUUACUUAUAAAAAUGGAACUUUAAAAGGAACAUUGAUUAACUUAUGUCCGCGUCAACUGAAACCAGAUGAGGAUACACGCUCAGUAGUGGUCUGCAUUAUUCUUUUCCGAUACGGUUUCACUAGUGGAUUUAAUCCUCUCCAUGCAUAAGAAUAUGUCGCUUUUCGUUGUAGGUCUUAGCAAGGGCAUACCAAGUAACAGUAUGACAGAGUUUCAGGAAGUGAUGAGGCAACAGCUGGAGAGCUCCAUGGAUGCCGAACUGAAAAAGCUCCUGAGCACUGCCACAGGAGCCGAGGCAGGGGUACCCGAAAAGGACUUUGAGGGCUUUAAGAAGCUUUUCCACAGAUUCCUGCAAGUGAAAGGCCCCUCAGUGGAAUGGUCGAAAAUCCACAGACCUCCAGAGGACUCGAUUCAGCCAUAUGAGAAAAUCAAAGCCAGAGGCCUUCCAGACAGUAUAGCAGACAGUCUCAAUAAACUAGUGGUGGUGAAGUUGAAUGGAGGUCUGGGAACCAGCAUGGGCUGCAAAGGCCCCAAGAGCCUGAUUAGUGUCCGCAAUGAGAACACUUUCCUGGACUUGACUGUUCAGCAGAUAGAGCAUUUGAACAAGACGUACAACACUGAUGUUCCGCUGGUCCUCAUGAACUCUUUCAACACAGACGAGGACACCAAGAAGAUCCUGCAAAAAUACACACACCACGGAGUGAAGAUUCAUACCUUCAACCAGAGCAGGUAUCCGAGGAUUAACAAAGAGUCCCUGCUGCCAGUGGCAAAGGAUUUGGGUAUGACAGGGGAAAAUGCAGAUGUGUGGUAUCCUCCUGGUCACGGAGACAUCUACGCCAGCUUCUAUAACUCAGGUUUGCUGGACCAACUGAUUGCUGAGGGGAAAGAGUACAUUUUUGUGUCCAAUAUCGACAACUUGGGUGCCACUGUGGACCUGUAUAUUCUCAAUCAUCUCGUCAGCCAACCCAAUGGCAAACGAUGUGAGUUUGUCAUGGAGGUCACAGACAAAACUCGGGCUGAUGUGAAAGGUGGCACACUGAUCCAGUAUGACGGCAAGCUCAGAUUACUGGAGAUUGCCCAAGUGCCCAAGGCCCAUGUGGAUGAGUUUAAGUCAGUCAGCAAGUUUAAGAUCUUCAACACCAAUAACCUGUGGAUGUCCCUGGCAGCCAUUAAGAGGCUGCAGGAACAAAACGCCCUGGACAUGGAGAUCAUAGUCAACCCCAAGACAUUAGAUGGAGGGCUCAAUGUGAUUCAGCUGGAGACAGCGGUGGGUGCCGCCAUCCAUAGCUUCGACAACGCCCUGGGCAUCAACGUGCCACGAAGUCGCUUCUUGCCUGUGAAGACCACCUCUGACCUGCUGCUGGUCAUGUCCAAUCUGUACAGCCUGGAGGCUGGAUCACUCACCAUGAGCCAAAAGAGAGAGUUCCCCACCACUCCUCAUGUCAAACUGGGCAGCUCCUUCACCAAAGUUCAGGAGUAUCUGACACGCUUUGAGAGCAUCCCAGACAUGCUGGAGCUGGAUCACCUGACAGUGUCUGGUGAUGUCACAUUUGGAAAACACGUCUCUCUAAAGGGAACAGUUAUUAUUAUUGCCAAUCAUGGAGACAGAAUCGACAUUCCAGCUGGCUCAAUGUUGGAGAAUAAGAUAGUGUCUGGCAACCUGCGCAUCCUGGACCACUGAAAACCUUUGAUUUUGUGAUUUGGACACAUUUCCAUGGUGUCUCACCCACUGUGAACUGUAACCAAUUGAGGGGGAUACAACCAGCACUUCUUACUUAAUCACAAAAUUCAAAGAAAAGGAUUUUACCAAAAAGACACACAAGAUAAUGUUUGUUCCCCUUCCCCCUCAUGGACCAAGCCCCGAACCAUAUUCCAUUUUAUUAUUUUAUAAAAUAAGAGUGAAUAAAGAUGAUCACAAACAACCAAGUUUGUUACAUUGAAAAACCGUGCACACCCUUCAUUAGCCACUUGUUAAACAAAUAUUGAAUUUGCAGAUUAGGUAACAAAUUGACAUUUAUUCAUUUCUCUCGAAAGGUCAUACCUUAAUAUCAGCAUAAGAUGCCACCACAUGCAAUGCCAGAUGAACAUCAUAUUUGUAUAUUUUUUAAAUAGAAAUGAAAAACAAUACAAACUCUUAUUGUUUGUUUUCAUUUUCACAUUGUGAAAUGAGCCUCAGACAUCUCUAUGAAGUAUAUGUACAACAUCCACAGAAAACACCUCACAGUCAUUCCACCCAGACACAGCAGUAUUGUCUCUUGGACUGUGAUCACGACAUGACCCUGCCAGGCACUGACUCAUGAAAUGUGAGAAGUUGUGAAUGAGGACGAGGAGUGGGAGAGCAAUAAGUGUUUUCCGUCACAACCGUGACAGUUUCAGCUGCACAUUUCUCCAGCUUCGUCUGGAUUCUCGCUCUGUCCUUGGAACUGAAUAAAGUGCAAUAUGGA